AAAAACGCAAUUUCUCUCUUGUGUCUGGUUUCUUCGCCUUCCGUCUUCUUCGCUCUCGCCUCAGACAACUAAGGGCGAAGAACCUCUCACUCCCUCUGUUUCGCUUUGCCAUCGGUUUUUUUCUCUGAGGUCAAAAUGGUUGAACAGACGCAGCACCCCACGAUUCUGCAGAAGGCUUCUGGCCAAUUCUUGCGUUCGAGUGUUUCUCAGGAUGUUCAGGGUUAUGCUUCUGCUUUUCAGAGCCCUGCUACAUUCCAAAGGCGAGCAUCAUACGGAAACUACUCUAAUGCUGCUUUUCAGUCUCCUCUUGUGGCCGCAUCCCGAAUUGCAACUACUACUUCCCCUGUCUUUGUCCAGGCUCCAGGAGAGAAAGGAUUCACUAACUUUGCUAUUGAUUUCCUGAUGGGUGGUGUUUCUGCGGCUGUCUCAAAAACUGCUGCUGCUCCCAUUGAGCGUGUCAAGCUUUUGAUUCAAAACCAGGAUGAGAUGCUCAAGGCUGGCAGGCUCUCUGAGCCCUACAAAGGUAUUGGUGACUGUUUCGGCAGGACUAUUAAGGAUGAGGGUUUUGGUUCUUUGUGGAGAGGAAACACUGCUAAUGUUAUCCGAUACUUCCCCACUCAGGCCUUGAACUUUGCAUUCAAAGAUUACUUUAAGAGGCUUUUCAACUUCAAGAAAGACAGGGAUGGCUAUUGGAAGUGGUUUGCUGGUAACUUGGCAUCUGGAGGUGGUGCUGGUGCCUCUUCCCUCCUCUUUGUGUACUCUCUUGACUAUGCACGUACCCGUCUUGCCAAUGACUCUAAGUCUGCCAAGAAGGGAGGUGAAAGGCAGUUUAAUGGUCUUGUUGAUGUUUACAAGAAAACCCUCAAGUCCGAUGGUAUUGCUGGACUUUACCGUGGAUUCAACAUCUCCUGUGCUGGUAUUAUUGUCUACCGUGGUCUCUACUUUGGACUGUACGACUCUGUGAAGCCUGUUCUCCUCACUGGAGACAUGCAGGACAGCUUCUUCGCUAGUUUUGCUCUUGGAUGGCUCAUCACCAAUGGUGCAGGUCUUGCAUCCUACCCGAUUGACACAGUCCGUAGAAGAAUGAUGAUGACAUCAGGUGAAGCAGUGAAGUACAAGAGCUCAAUGGACGCCUUCCAACAGAUCCUGAAGAACGAAGGAGCCAAGUCACUGUUCAAGGGUGCAGGUGCCAACGUCCUGCGUGCCAUUGCAGGUGCUGGUGUGCUUGCUGGCUACGACAAACUGCAGUUAAUCGUCUUCGGCAAGAAGUACGGAUCUGGAGGUGCCUAAGUACUAAAUCCCGCAGUCACUAUAAAGCCUCGGCUUUCUUUUUAUGUUCUUAAUUUUUUGCAGUUACAGACUUAACAUAAGAAAAGGUAUUGAUGAAAUAUUUUCCCAUAAAAUUAGAGGAGCAACGGGAGAUUUAAAUUUUGUUUUCUUAUAUUAAAUAAAUUUUGUUUUGGAGGGAGAUUUGACUCUUUCGAACCACAUUGCGAUUUUUUGUUUUGUUACUUUCUUUUACAUGAAGCUAAUGUGUAUGGUUGUAUAAUACUGAUGCAUGUUUCAUUGUUCUAUCA
Capsella rubella is the source of this 1577-nucleotide messenger RNA. Its product is annotated as ADP,ATP carrier protein 2, mitochondrial. Gene Ontology annotation, biological process: mitochondrial ADP transmembrane transport; mitochondrial ATP transmembrane transport. Gene Ontology annotation, cellular component: mitochondrial inner membrane. The coding region runs from base 136 to 1290 and encodes 384 amino acids. Gene Ontology annotation, molecular function: ATP:ADP antiporter activity. The transcript is spliced from 4 exons. NCBI's taxonomy places the organism in Eukaryota, Viridiplantae, Streptophyta, Magnoliopsida, Brassicales, Brassicaceae. The record is from RefSeq and is a predicted model, not a curated record.